Panonychus citri (citrus red mite) is the source of this 2526-nucleotide messenger RNA. Its product is annotated as cytochrome P450 2C15-like. The coding region runs from base 218 to 1726 and encodes 502 amino acids. The transcript has a single exon. The record is from RefSeq and is a predicted model, not a curated record. Lineage: Eukaryota; Metazoa; Arthropoda; Arachnida; Trombidiformes; Tetranychidae. Gene Ontology annotation, molecular function: oxidoreductase activity, acting on paired donors, with incorporation or reduction of molecular oxygen; heme binding; iron ion binding.
UUAAAGUCCAAAUCAAGGCCAACACUUAAACGAGAAAAUAAAUAAAGGGGUAAAUUUAUUUUUCCAUUUCUCAUUCACUAAUUUUAUCAACAAUUAACUGUUAAUCACUUUCUAUCACUUGCCAUUUAACUGUUUCGCCAUUCUCUAUGUGUUUUUAACUGUUCAAAUUUCUGUUCUGUUCCUGAGUCUUGUAACAAUUAAAUCUGAUUUAGUUUCAAUGUUUUACUUUAACGAUGACCCUUCAAGUUAUCCCAAAAGUGUUCUCGUUAUUUUCACCUUGAUUGUCGUUUAUUUAGCUCGAUAUUUAAUCAAUUGGUUCAUUAAGAUUCGUUCAUUACCCCCUGGACCUUGGGGGUUACCUGUGCUUGGAUAUUUACCGUUUAUCCGUAAUCAUAUUUACCUGGAAUUUGAUUUUUUGGCUAAACAAUAUGGACCAGUUUUCUGUCUUAAAUUGGGCAUUCAUCAUGUGAUCGUGAUUAGUGAUUGGGAUCAUAUGAAAGAAGCUUUUUCCAAUGAAGAUUUACUCGCUCGCCCUCAUGAGACCUUUUUCCCUGGGAUAAUGAAUGAACGAUCUUUGAUUGAGAUGUCCGGUGAUUCUUGGCGAGAUCAUAGACAAACGGCAAUGUCUAUUCUGAGAAAUGUUGGUCUUGGAAAAAGUUCCAUGGAGGAAAAGAUCAGCGAUGAGAUCGAUCAAUUUCUAACCACUUUGGACUCAGAUUCGGUUGAUUUUGAGGCGAAAAUCUUGCCAAGUGUCUCCAAUAAUAUUUCAAUCUUACUUUUUGGACAUAAAUUUGAUUAUAAAGAUCCCGUUAAACUACAAUUAGACCGUGAUUUUAAUGAUGUCGUCAAGCAUUUCCAGUUUGCUGGAGUUACAGCUUUUCUUCCUUGGUUAUCAAAUGUCCUAAUUGCUUUUGGCAAGUUUAAUGCCGAUGUUGUCGCAAAAGCGAUUCGCUCUUCUCACAAUUAUUUCCAAACUGAGAUUGAUAAACAUGAGCAAAAGUUUGACGAAAAUGAAGUUAUCGACUAUUUAGAUGGAUAUUUAUUGGAACGAAAGAAUCGUCACAGAAAAGGACAAAAUGCCGACGAUGUAUUUAGCAUUCAAGUGCUCCUGAGAAAUACAGCUGAUUUUUUCGGCGCUGGAUCAGAGACUGUGAUUAGUACUCUCACAUGGGCGAUGGUCUAUCUGGUUAAAUAUCCAGAGCUUCAGGAUAAAAUUCGUGAAGAAAUUAUGAAUAACAUUGGUUCUGAAAGGAAGCCAAUGUUUACCGAUCGAAAUCAAAUGCCGUUCACAAUGGCCUUUCUAAAUGAAACUCAUCGACAUGCAUCUGUAUUACCUGUCAAUCUCUUACGGAGAGCAGCAAAAGACACGAAAAUCGGACAGUUCAACAUUCCCAAAGAUUGUAUCGUAAUAUUCAAUUUCUGGUCAGUUCAUUACGAUCCUAAACUUUGGGACAAUCCCGAGGAGUUUAAUCCAGAUCGUUUCCUCACAAAAUCAAACGGAGAAUCCAAAGUGACCACACCAAAGUAUCUCGUUCCCUUCAGCGGCGGUAAAAGAGCCUGUCCAGGUGAAGGAUUAGCACAAGUCGAACUCUUUUUGUACCUGACAAACAUUUUACAAAAAUUCCAAAUAUCCACCGAAUCAGGAACCAAAGUGUCACUAGAUUCCCACUAUGGAAUCGCAAGGAGACCUAAGACAAUGCCGAAGCUAAUCUUCACUCGGAUCUAAUUCCCACAGUCCAAGGAAUUAAAUCUAAACCAGUUAUGGUUUAUCACCAUUGUCGAUCCAAUGUUGAUAUCAAUCAACUGAAUUAAGGAAAAGGACCAUUACUCCCACAGAGAAGAUGAAAAAAAUAUAUAAUGAUGAUUAACUUUAAUGCAAUUAAGAACUAAUUCUCAGGCCACUUUCAUUUCCAUCGGCAUAAAUGUCAAAUCAACUUCUCUUGAAAUUUAAUUUUCUCAUUAUUUUCUCUUUAAUAGUUGAACAAUUUUCUUUCCCAUCAAAUCAUUAUAACCAUCAGACUCUCUCAACUAAUUAACUUUAAUGAUGCUAAAAAUUUGCAAAGAUGAUUAUCAUCCUGUAGGUGUUACAAUUUACUCACCAAGUGAAUUAGAUUCAAACCAAUUUAACCAAAGUUUCAUUCCGAAUCCAAUUCAGAAUCUAAGAUUAACAACAACCUCCAAAGAGGAUGAGAUUACAUCCUCAUCCAUUCAGAUUAAUUGAUACUCUCUCUCUCUCUCAUAAUCCUGGUUCGUCGCUUAAUUGUAUAUUCAUUUAUUAAUUUGGUUCCAAGCUAAUAAUCAUCAUCUCAUGGAUAAAUUUAGAUUACGCCCAAUCCAAGACAAUUAAUCGUACGGUUCAAAUGUACACAAAGAGACCUGAAGAGGAAAAAGUUUACAAUUAUAAUUGUUUCCAUUUCCAUGGACAUUAAAUUGUUGUAUCUUCUUAGAUGGAUAAACAAUUUAAUACCAAUGUUGUUGUUGUUGUUGAUUAACACACAAAGAGAAAUAUAUAUUUCUUAAAUUACU